AUGUCUAGAAAUUCUGUUAAAAGAGUUGUAAAUGCAAGUAUGUUGGCCAGUUAUACCAUAUAUUUUUUUGCAAAUUGAAUACUAAUUGAUUGUUAGUUCAAAAAUUUUAUCCAACAAGUUUAGCUGAUAAAACAUGGGAUAAUACUGGGUUACUAGUUGAUUCAAGUUUUGAAGAUUCAUCAACAAUAUCAAAGACUAUAAAAAUUUUAUUAACAAUUGACUUAACUCAAUCAGUUGCUGAAGAAGCAGUUAAUAAAAAUGUCAAUUUCAUUUUGGCUUACCAUCCUUUCAUAUUCAGAGGUUUAAAAUCGAUAACUCCAAAAGAUCCACAACAAAAAUCAUUAAUCAAGUUAAUUCAAAAUCGAAUUAGUGUUUAUUCUCCACAUACUGCUGUUGAUAGUGCUUUUGGAGGUGUUAAUGAUUUCUUAGUUGAAGGUAUAACACAAAACUAUCAAAUAGAAUCAUCAGAACCAAUUGAAAAGAAUGAUCAAGAUCCAAAUUGUGGGAUGGGUAGAUUGGUUAAAUUGAAAACACCAGCUAAAUUAACUGAUUUAGUGAAAAACGUGAAAAAGGGUUUAAAUAUAGACCAUGUACAAGUUGCAGAAUCAAGAAAUGGAAUAGAUCAAGGUAUCAAUACAAUUGCAAUCUGUGCUGGAUCUGGUGGUGGUGUUUUCAAAGGUAUUGAAGCUGAUUUAUAUUAUACUGGUGAAUUAUCACAUCAUGAAGCAUUAUAUUUUAAAGAAGUUGGUUCAUCAGUUAUAUGUUGUAAUCAUUCAAAUACAGAAAGAGCAUUUUUAAAAGUUAUACAAGAACAAUUACAAAAAGAAUUGUCAAAAGAUGAAGUAAUAAUUAGUGAAUUUGAUGAAGAUCCAUUUGCAACUUGGUAG
Insectozyma verbasci is the source of this 887-nucleotide messenger RNA. The record is from the annotation of a GenBank genome assembly. NCBI's taxonomy places the organism in Eukaryota, Fungi, Ascomycota, Pichiomycetes, Serinales, Debaryomycetaceae.